Molecule: messenger RNA, 2897 nt
Organism: Plodia interpunctella (Indianmeal moth)
Lineage: Eukaryota; Metazoa; Arthropoda; Insecta; Lepidoptera; Pyralidae
Gene: Inx3
Product: Innexin 3
Exons: 9
Coding region: 415-1578 (387 amino acids)
Biological process (GO): phototransduction
Cellular component (GO): plasma membrane; gap junction
Molecular function (GO): gap junction channel activity
Source: RefSeq, a predicted model, not a curated record
ACCUGGCCAAAGAAAAAGAUAGAUAGAUAGCGUCACCGUAGCAGGGAAAGAGAUAGAAGUAUAUGCGCUUACGCAGCGGUUGUGUUCGGUAGUGAGAAUAACCGCGCGCGUCGAGUAGGAUAGGAGUAGGCCGAACGAAUGAGCUUUCCAGUUUGUGUUUCGUCCCCGCGGCAGCUGGUGUGUCGCUUGUUAGCUGCCGGUCCAUCAUCGAACGUUUAAUACAAUCACUCGGCUAAAUAUUAUGACAUAGCUUAUUAUUAUCAUGACGUAAAUAAUACACCUUUCCGACAUAUAUAUUUAUAUGUGAAUAAGUGUUUGUGCUGUGUAAAACAAAGUGCUAAUACGAUUUUGAGAAACGAAGGCGGAAAGUAACUGUUGAGUUUAAAAAGAUACUAGGGGAGGAAAUAAAUCAAGAUGGCGCUUUUGGGUAUGGUGUCAGCGGUGGCGGGCUUCGUCAAAGUCCGCUACCUCAUCGACAAAGCUGUUAUUGACAACAUGGUGUUUAGAAUGCACUAUAGAAUCACCUCAGCCAUUUUGUUCCUGUGCUGUAUACUGGUCACUGCCAAUAACCUUAUCGGUGAGCCGAUCUCGUGCAUCAACGACGGGGCGAUUCCCGGCCACGUGCUGAACACAUUCUGCUGGAUCACGUAUACCUUCACACUGCCCAACUCCAACGCAAAAGGAAUCGCCCACCCGGGGCUUGGCAAUGACUAUGAAGAGGAAAAACGUCACCACGCUUACUACCAGUGGGUGCCUUUCAUGCUGUUCUUCCAAGGAAUGCUGUUCUAUAUACCCCACUGGAUCUGGAAGAACUGGGAGGAGGGCAAGGUUCGCAUGAUCUCCGACGGCAUGAGAGGAACUGUUGCCAACAUGCCUUCUGAUGACAAAGGCGAUCGCCAGAACCGACUGGUGCAAUACUUAAUGGAUACGCUGCACAUGCACAACGCUUAUUCAUUCGGAUAUUUCUUCUGCGAAGUGUUAAACUUCAUCAACGUUGUUGGAAACAUAUUCUUCUUGGACACAUUCCUCGGAGGAGCUUUCUUGACUUACGGAACUGAGGUGGUCAAAUUUUCGAAUAGGAAUCAAGAAGAUCGUACUGAUCCUAUGAUCGAAGUGUUCCCGAGAAUAACCAAGUGUACAUUCCACAAAUACGGUUCUUCGGGAACAAUCCAGAAACACGACGCUCUCUGUGUCCUUGCGCUGAACAUCCUCAACGAGAAGAUAUUCAUCUUCCUUUGGUUCUGGUUCAUAAUCCUGUCAGUGGUGUCCGGGCUGGUGUUGAUAUACUCCGCAGCAAUGAUCCUCAUGCCAAGAACUCGGGAGACGAUUCUGAAGCGACGAUUCCGAUUCGGCACACCAAAAGGCGUUGAGGCCCUCGUUAGAAAGACCCAGAUUGGCGACUUCCUACUCCUGCAUUUACUCGGUCAGAAUAUGUCUCUACGUGUGUUCGGGGAGGUCUUAGACGAGCUAUCACGACGGCUGCACCUCGGCUCCAACGCGCCAUCCGCCCCAUCCACCCUCGAAAUGGGCCCCAUCUACCCUGACAUCGGCAAGUUCUCCAAGGAGACAGAGACGUAAGCGACAAAAAUAUGAAGGCAGGUGGGCGCUUUUUAGAAACUACGAAGACCGCUUUCCGUCUAGAUGUAAUUUAGUUUGUUUUUAUUUUUCUAUAUUACGCGUUCACCUGCCAGUUUCAAAAUUGAAAAAGAGCAAUAAGCAUGAAAUAAAUAAAUAAAAACAAUACAAUACAAAGGCCUUAAAAAUGGGCCAUAUUUAUAGCUCUUUUUCUGGGAAGAAUCAGGUAAUUACAACGUUUCAUGACAUUCCGUUUUAAAAUGUGUAUUUAGAUUAAAUUGUUGAAUUGAUUGGCCACAGUCCGCCUGUAGACUUGGCUUUUAUGUUAGGUCUCAUUUUGUGCGAUUCUACGAAGCAAGAGUGAAUUUUGUGAUUGGACGUUAUGAACUGGAAAAUUACAAGCGUUAUUAACUAUAGUCUAUAGCGACAUAGAUGAAGACUGUUAAGUAUUUUAACAUAGUGACAUAAUAAUAACACGAUGUUGUUAUGCUGUGAAUCUAAGCUGGUUUUUGCCUUCUGACGAAUUUUAGUAAUAGAUUAUUACAAUGAAAUCCUUGAUGAAUUUACAAAUGAUCUAUCUUAGCCACGCCGCUGACUUUUUAUUAGAUUGUAAGCACUGGAACUAUUAAUUCAAUAUUUUUAAGAUUUAUGUAAGCAGAGAAAUGACAUUAGCAGUCUCAUAAAUCUCAUUAGGGUAGUAUUUUUAAUGAAUGUGGCAGUGAAAAUGAUUGUACGAAGUCUGUGAUUCCAACUAACUAAAAGACAGAAUAUUCAGACAUUUUAUCCAAUAUAUUAUAUUUUUUUUAUUCUAGUGUAAUAUCCAAGAGGUGCAAAAUGCGACAGACAAUAAAUUAAGGAAUUCCCAAAUUAAUAAUGUACUCGAACUUAGUGCCAUUGUAAAAAAUUAUAUGUACUGCAAAGAUGCAGCUUUCUUUAUAUAACUACUAAGUAUAUAUAGUUCUGUCUAUUCAUUAUUGUUAAGGUGAUUAAAUAAGAUUAGAUAGAUUUUGUCGAAAUAAACUAUAUAUUUAUAUAAGACAUUCAUUUACAUUAUUUUUAAUUGAUAGUCUUUUAUAUCAUACACAAUUUGUAUAAUUUAUACGUAGGUAUGAUUUAUACGUAUAAACUGCAUUUUUUUUUCAAUCAAUUUGUUAGUGUAGUAUAAUUAUUUCAAUUAAUGAUUCGAUUUUAAUGCAAUUUAUAUUAGGUUCAUUUUCAUUUGAUUCCUUUCCUUUACUAUUACUACGAAUUGUAAUUGUUCAAGGAUUACUUCGGUACAUUUAGAUAGUAAGUUACAUUUUCAAAUAAAAUAUUAUACGAAA